AAGAGGGGGAGUAAAAAGUAAAAGUCACAAACUUAUCAGCCAUGAGAAUAUAAAAAAGGCGGGCUUAAUGUUAGCAGACAUAUAUGACAGCACCUUUUUAUUAAAAAUCUUCACCUUUCCAAAGGCUUUGAAAUAAGUAACAUUUUCUAGAUACGGUAUAUCUUUAUACAAUUGUUUCCUUUACAUAUUUCCAAAAGCGUUAUGUAUCUAAUGUUAUAAAGUUUUUUUUAGCUAAUCAUAAGGAUGGCAUUGUUAGAAAACUCAGAGGUGCUGAAUUCUAUGCUGUCCAAAUGGAGAGAAGAGAACAGGAGAGGAGUGAAACCAACAAGUUUAAUCCAGGACAUUUCAUAUCUACUUGAGAAAGAGGCUAAUGCUUAUGUCUUACAAGAUCCAGAUCCAUUUGAUGAUCGACAUCCUGGUCGGUCUAUUCCAGAUUGUGUGCUUGGCCAUUUGCUGAAAGUGCUUUGUGAAGAUGAAGAAUUCGUAAAUAAAUUGUUGACGUCAUACAUAUUUAAUGCAGAAAAUGAUUUUGAACUGAACUGUGCUGCAGCAAGACUCCUAAUCAAUUUAAUGCCAGCGUUGGAUAGUAAUGAUAUAUUUCAAGAUACGGAAAUGCAAGUGGGAAAACUAUUAACAUGGGCAACAGACGAAAAGGAACCGUUGCGAGCAUAUGCAUGUGGAUUACUUUUCCAUGCUAUGCAAAUACCAGAAUGUCCUGGCCUGUUCAAAGACCGCAAUGCUGUCUUGGUUCCACUUGUUGUAAAAAGAUUAAAGAUUUUGUCAGAGGUUUCAGAUUUGGAUGCUCCUUGCAUUGAUGAUAUUAAUAGCAUUACAAAAUCGCUAUCUAUCAAGCAAUCAGGUAAAAAGAAGAAAAGUGAGAAAAAGGAAUCAGAAUUACCCGUUACUCCUAAAGUGACCAGCUCUGGAAAUAAGAAGAGAAGAUACAGUCAGCUUUCAAAGAAUAAAACAUAUGAAUACCGUACACUUGAUCUGUUACUAUCUCCACUGACAGUUGGAAUGCAACAAAUUCUAUUUAUGAGAUAUUUACAUCCAAUGGGUGAAUAUCAAGAGCUUCUUCCAGUUGCAUUUGAACAAAAUGUAAUAGAUUUGAUAUUUCAUUACAUCAAUCCAGCUUCACACUCCAAUCCAGGUUUAGCCUGUGGUGCAUUAUUAUAUCUUUCAUCAUUACUUUGUCAUAAAAAAUUCAUUGUUGAUUUUAUUCAUCGUGGCGGAAUACAAAAGAUUUUAGAGAUUCCUCAGCCAUCACCAGUUGCAACUAUGUCAUCCCUUUGUUUGUAUUAUGUGGCUUACAGUGAAGAUGCUGUUGAACGUAUAUGUCUUCUUCCACAACCAACUUUAAAGCACCUCACAGAGUACUUGUUAUGGCUUCUGGAAUGUGCUCACAUCUCUGGACGAUGCCACUCCUCUUUAUUUUUUUCAAUGACUUUUUCCUUUCGAUCAAUUCUGAACUUGUUUGAUUCCAUGGAUGGGCUUCGUGUUGUUGUAAAUAUGAUUAGCACAUUAAAAAUUCUUCGUGUUGAAGAAUCAGACUUAUCAACAGACGAUGAUGUAUUCUUUGACAGGGAAAUGGCAAAGAAUGCAAGUUUAACUUUAAAGAAAUACUUUGAAGCUCAUAUCACGAUAAUUGCUCAGGAAUAUAGGAGGGUUUUAGCCCGCGAGACAGGAUCCACCCCUCCUGCUCCAUUGCCAGCUUAUCGUUCUGUUUUAUCAGCUGUCAAUGAAGAUUUGUAUGAGAAUAUUGAGCUGAUACAAGGCUUCACAUCCAGAGAUAUGAGUAGCAUGGAAAAGCAACUUAUUAAGAGAACUGUCAAUUUAAACAUCGCACCAUUAUUACUAAAACUCGUUGCUAUAGCAUCCAACUGGAAAAGUUACAAUAACAGAAUUGAUGUCAUGGUGAGUGCUCUUGAUGCGCUUACCGCUGUGUCAGCAUCAAAGAAAAUCUGCUUGUCAUUAUGUCAAGAUAUCGAAGUUUCAGUUGUGGAGAAACAGUCAGGAAUAAAGGUGUUGUUACGAGCAGUUGAAGGGGAUUUAGUUCACGAUGUUCAAAUUCAAAAAGCUGCUCUCAGGAUUUUAUGCAACUGCGUGACAACACAUUCCAAAGAUCUUUCGGUGGGUAUCAAAUCAGACUUACAAAAUUCAUCUUCACAGAAAUAUCGUACCAAGGGAUUACAAGCUAUGGCCAGAAUAUGGUCGUUUGUUCGCUUGAACAAUGGCAUUAAGAUUUUGUUGUCUUUGUUAGAUGUAAAGACACCAAUAACAGAGGCUGAUUCUAUACGUGCGUUAGUUUGUAAGGUACUGGUUGGUCUAUCCGAAGACGACCGUAUCCGUCAAGUGCUUGGGAAACUACCCAUAUUUCACAAUGAACAGUUACAAUUUCUAAUGAGGGAACCAAUUCUAUCUGAUAAAAAGAAUGAGCACGAAAAGUUUUGUAAAUAUGCAACAUCUUUGAUUGAACGAGUGACAGGGAAGUCAUUGCACAGCGAUCGAUUCGAAUCCAUUCCCAUGUUGUCCAGAAUAACAAAGUCGGACAUUAUCGCACAAACGAAAAUAUCUUACCCUCAAAAAGAGCUCCUCAUGAUUAUACACAAGCAUCUACUAUCACAAGGUUUAGAAAAAGCUGCAGACGCGUUAAAAGCAGAAGCCAACUUGCCGCGUGAAGAAAAACCAUGCGUUGACUCUCCCACAACACCCUUCUCCACACGUUCUUUUCCCACCGGUAAUGGUUUUGGAACACCGAUCAAUAAGCAUAAAAAGUUAAGUGUUGCGCUGAGAGAACCAGCUACUCCUUAUCAAAGUCGGAAGUCUUCUCUCUCUUUGGUGUCACCGUUUUCUUCGCCGCAGUUUGAAAGAAAGCUACCGUUAACUCCUCGACCAAGAAAAUCUCUCUCCUCUGUAUUCACGUUGUCAAGUGUCAAACAAACUGUUGCAACUGCUCCUCAAGCAGCUGUGCCACCAUCUUUAGACAGUAUCGUGACAGGUUACCUGCGAGAACAGCAUGCUCACUGCUCGAACCCUGUAGCUACAUGUCCACCGUUUUCUCUGUUAAGACCUCAUCAUUGUCCAGAGCCUCGCUACAGCAGUUACGCCUCUCCCAACAUCACGAAACGACUCGUGACGCGACAAUCAUUUCCACGACAUGGCGGCACACAAGGACGUAAACAAAACCGUCGUUACUUGUAUAACAAAUUUCGUUCGACGGGUUGUAUCAAACCGUCAGAAGACGACUCGAUGUUCACGUGCUGUGCGUGGGUACCUGAUGGUGAAAGCAUAUGUGUUGGAACGCAAGCAGGGGACGUCAAAAUAUUUAACUAUUACGGUCAGGAGGAAGUUUUACACUCGUGUCACGGCGCACCAAUUUCUACUUGUUACAUCGGAAGGAACUAUAAGUUGUUGACAACCUCUGCUUCGUAUGGAACACCGCAAGGUGCGGUAUGGGGCAUAAACACAGCUUCUGAUCAAACAAUAUCAUUUGAAUUGAAAUGGGAACUCCCUGAAGAUAACUUUGUUCGGUUCAGUACGAGCGAGGAAAGAGUCGUGGGUACUGAUGACAUUACGGCGCACGUGUAUGACUUGACAUCAGGGGCGCUGGUCCGUACAUUUUACGACGAGGCAAACGCGAAUCACUACUCGAAGAAUUUCGCUUGUUUCGGUCCCCGCGAUGACUUGUUAUUGAAUGAUGGCUGUUUGUGGGAUGUACGAGCAAAGAACAUGAUUCAUAAGUUCGAUAAAUUUAACGACUUCGUUAGCGGUGUUUUUCAUCCAUCGGGUCUGGAAAUUAUCAUCAAUUCAGAGGUUUGGGAUGUUCGGACAUUUCACCUGCUUAACACGUGUCCCGCGCUGGACCAAUGUCAAAUCGUGUUUAGUUCGUCUGGUGAUGUCAUAUAUGGAGUAAAACAUAUGGCUCAAUCAAAAGACAUGAUAAUCGAACACGCAGGAAUGCUGGGGCCGUACGAAUCAUCGUUUCGAACUUUCGAUUCAUUCGAUUAUUCUCCUAUUGGUACCAUAGAUGUAAAGAAAACGAUUUUCAACAUCUGUCCAAAUCCGGAUGAUCAAGUUCUUGCUGUGAUAGAGAAUGGAGGUAAUUUAUCGACGAUCGAUAUGGAUUCAACUUGUAGAUUUUACGAUAUUGGGCGAACUAAGCGAGUUGGUGAAGAAGAAAGUGACGAAGAACCGGAAGAUGAAUCUGAAGAACAAGAUACACAAGAAGGAAGCGAGAUUAGAGAUCUUAUCAAUAACAUAUUUGCGCAUGAUGAUGAUUAUGAUGUGACGUUUGACGGAGAAGAGAGUUCCAACAACAACGAUGAAGAUGGCGACGAAGAUGAUGAUGAAACCGACUUUGACAUGGAUGAUGACGACGAUAUGGAUGACGAUGAUACCGAAAGUGAUGCCUGAAAGAUGUAUGAUGCAAUUUUAAAGAGCGUGUGACCACGAUGUUUGCGAGUAAAGUGCUGUAAAUGAACAAAUGACAAACUUUAUGAAACCGAAAAUGUUCCUGUCAGAUAUUUAUAUUCAAAAAGAACGGUUAAAACUAUAUGAAAAUUUUUUUGCUCGUUUCGCAAAAAAAAGUGAAAAAACAGGUGAUGCAGUAACAUCCCUUUUUAGCGGAGACCGUAGAGACCUAAAGUGUCCGCUAUUACUUCGAGAACGUGCAAUUUGCGCGCUACUGCGUAGUGGAAUCGACGUGUGUCAAAAGGCUGGUUUUAAAAAAAAGUCUAAAGAAAAUAAAUUGUAAAGGUUUUAUUCUGAAGAAUAAAACACACUCCAUGUCAGGUAUUAUUUUUGAAGGCCUAAAAAUGUACCUGCCGAAAUAUAAAAAAUAUGAAAAUUAUCCUUAAAGAAAUAUAUCUUACAAAAAUUGUUUUUAUGUCACUCACUGUUGGCUGUGUUUGUUGCAAUGAGGUUAUCUCUGUGGUAGUAAGGUAAAUUGGAACUUUGAAUGAUGUCAGCAAUGGAGAUGUCCGCUAUAUAUUCUCCGAUUUAUAUAAGUUUUGUUAUUAGAUUUUACCCGUCAUUUUUUACAUGCCUGAGUAGUGCACACCGUAGCUGGAUGUCCGCUAUAAAGGAUGUCCACCAUAACGACGUUUCACUGUAAAUAAACUUUCAAAGACUUAGUGACAUUAAUAAACUUGUUUUCUCACACCUAAAA
Messenger RNA from Hydractinia symbiolongicarpus, 5167 nucleotides. Its product is annotated as DDB1- and CUL4-associated factor 1-like. Gene Ontology annotation, cellular component: nucleus; Cul4-RING E3 ubiquitin ligase complex. Lineage: Eukaryota; Metazoa; Cnidaria; Hydrozoa; Anthoathecata; Hydractiniidae. The transcript has 33 exons. The record is from RefSeq and is a predicted model, not a curated record. Gene Ontology annotation, biological process: protein ubiquitination. Gene Ontology annotation, molecular function: protein binding. The coding region runs from base 244 to 4413 and encodes 1389 amino acids.